AGAUCAGCUGUUUACGCUGUGACAGCAGUAGGGGACGUGUCCCCAGCCUUUAAGCGCCUUGUUAUUGUUGGUGGGGCUGCGCCUUUUCAGGUCACGGGAUUCUUGUGUAGGAUGUCCCUGAACCCUUAAUACGAUAUCGAAUGUCGAUGAAUGUGGACGUUGGGCGUGUAGGAUUACGACCGGUUUCUUGUGGGAGGGACGGGGAAGCCCGUGGUGUCCCGUGACGGAUCUUGAAAGAGGAAUCGAUGGAGAGAUACGACGAGGACUUGGAAGAGAACACCUUCUUCCAAGUGCUGAAGGGAGAGUACGUCGAAGUGUUCGAAAAGGCUGUCCUCUCCGGGUGGAUUAUUUGCGUACCGAGGGCCGGGGUGUUGCCUAAGUACUCCCUGGGUCAGGAUGACAUUUUAGCUCAUAUUUUGGUGCCUAGCGAAGAGUUACCGGAAACUCAUAUGAGAACGUUGGCCGAUCGAGACGUCGUGGUGAAGGGGAACCUCUUAGUGCUGCAGAACGACGUCUCUAAUCCCCAUUCGGUUCACGUUUUGUUCGACGAGACAUUUUACGAUGAAGAAAAUCACAAGUAUAAAGUGUUGUGCCUUGAAGACCCCCUCUAUGCCUCGCAUGCCUUGCCCUCGUCGACGUCGAAUUUAGUGGUGCUUACUAACCUCCGCGACUGCUUUGAUCUCCUCUGGACGGAAGCAGGUGGAGAGAAAACUCUGUCGAAAUUGGAUGGCCUCAUUCGAGCUUUUCUUACGGAGAGGUCAAAUUUAGAGGAAGAAUCUCUUCAGGUAUUGCGAGAUCUAGGUAGUGAACUGUUUACAGAGGCCAUUCAGGUGACUCUGUCAGACAAUUCUCGUCUGAAGCAGAAGGAAAAAGAAGACCAGUAUCUUCUAGAUACUGUAAAAUUAGCUGUUGAGACUUAUGUAUUACAUGGGAUUUAUAAAAGCUUAAUGAAAGGUAUCACUGCAUGUACUGCUGUUGAGGAUGCACGCUUAAAUCGUAUAAUAAAGAAUCUAACAGAUUUACAGGUGCGAGAUUUAGAUAUAGACCCUCAACUUUCGGGUAGCCUAACCAAAGCAAAAUUUGAGUUUUCCAAUAUAGAAGGUUUCACGUCACCAUUAGGAAAACUUGGGUGUUUGAAGAGAGCAAUUUCUAUUGUAAUGACACAGUGUAGCAUUCUUUCUUCAGAUAUACUUCUGCCUGUAUUAGUGUUUCUAGUGGUGAAAGCCAAUAUCCCAAACUGGUAUGCCCAGAUAACCUUUUUAAAGUUUUUUCGUUUUUCUGCAUUGGGCGCAGAAAGUGGAGAACAGAGCUUUAAUAUUUCAUCUCUUGAGGCAGCCAUACAGCAUAUAGAUUCAGGUGCCUUUAUGGGAUCUACCUCACCAGAAGCAGAUAGUGUGAUGCAGCCUGAUAGCACAUCGAGUCCAGUCCUUAGAAGUAUGGAGGAAGCCUUAGCAUAUAAGGGCGUAGAUCCAACAGCACGCUAUUUUGAGUGCAUUCGCCUGGGUAAAGCAGAUGAUGUGAAGGACAUACUUGAUGGAAAGUACAAUCCAUUUGAAGAUAAUGUUGAGAGGGAGCCACCAAUAACAGAGGCAGAUGCACAGUUGUGUCAUCCUCUAUGUUCCUGUGAUAAAUGUGAACGACUUGUAUCAAAACCUAAGAAAAAUUUGUUGCCCACUGUCCAUACCCGUGAUGAGAGAGGUUAUACUGGCUUGCAUGUUGCUUGCAUAUUUGGUAGGCCGACUGUUGUUGAAUUGUUGAUAAGUUUAGGUUCUGAUUUAGAUGCCACUGACUUUAGAGGUGCCACACCGCUACACUAUGCAGCACAACGUGGUCAUCAAAAUGCACUACUCCUUUUGCUGCAUUCAGGUGCUGACAUGAACAGGCGUGAUAGUGAUUCUAAUACACCUUUGCAUUUAUGUUCAUUGAAUGGACAUUUGGGGUGUGUCAAGGCAUUACUUUUUUAUGCAGAAUCUGUAGGCUGUGAAAUUGCCAUCAGUGCACAGAAUAAUGUCCUUGAUACCCCCUUGCAUUUGGCAUGUCGAUGGGGAUAUGCAUCAAUUGUUGAACUGCUAUUGGAAAGAUUUAUAGCGUUAGGUCUUGACUUGAAAAUUCGAAAUAGCAGAAAGUUGACCCCUAUUGAAUGUGCCCACAAUUUGCACAUAACAAAAAUGAUUUUAGAAGCUAAGAUAAAGAGUGACAACGAGAAAUUACACGGCUUCAUCAGAGUUGACGUUGGUGGGCGUAGAUCUUUGCUCCACUCUGAAAGGUCUUUUGAUUAUCCAAACAAUUCAGGUCAGCCAUAUACCUCUGAAAGUGCAGCAGAAAUGAAGAAGAUAGAAAAACUGUUGAAAUUUGUAGCCGUUGGUGAUAUCAAGUUGGUUUGCUAUUACCUAAAUAUUAAGGAAGAUCCAAAUCCAGGCUAUGAAUUGUCAUCCCCGCGACCUUUAUGUCAUCCGUUGUGUCAGUGCUCUAAUUGCUUGCCCACAUUGCUGUACACACAAGAACCCAUAGGCUCCUUUAAAGCAACACCAAAUUAAUGCUUGCAAUGCUGAUGGAAACACAGCGCUCCAUGUUGCAGUGAUGCACGGUCAUCUUCUCCUGGCCAAGAUACUUUUAGCUCAGGGUGCAGACCCUGAUUUACAGACACGUAGUAAACACUUGACGCCACUUCAUCUUGCG
Macrobrachium nipponense is the source of this 2679-nucleotide messenger RNA. RefSeq names its product ankyrin repeat domain-containing protein 27-like. The transcript has a single exon. The record is from RefSeq and is a predicted model, not a curated record. Gene Ontology annotation, biological process: early endosome to late endosome transport; neuron projection morphogenesis. Gene Ontology annotation, molecular function: guanyl-nucleotide exchange factor activity; SNARE binding. Gene Ontology annotation, cellular component: early endosome; plasma membrane; transport vesicle. The coding region runs from base 246 to 2537 and encodes 763 amino acids. Lineage: Eukaryota; Metazoa; Arthropoda; Malacostraca; Decapoda; Palaemonidae.